This is a messenger RNA of Ostreococcus tauri, 1401 nucleotides long. RefSeq names its product Coactivator CBP, KIX domain. Gene Ontology annotation, biological process: regulation of DNA-templated transcription. Gene Ontology annotation, molecular function: transcription coregulator activity. The record is from RefSeq and is a predicted model, not a curated record. Lineage: Eukaryota; Viridiplantae; Chlorophyta; Mamiellophyceae; Mamiellales; Bathycoccaceae. The transcript is spliced from 2 exons. Bases 1 to 1401 code for a protein of 466 amino acids.
AUGGCCGACGACGACGAGUGGCGCGCGCGCGUCGAUCGAGAUGAUAACGUCCAACAGCUGCUGACGGUGAUGCUCACGGCGAAGGAUCCGCCGUACGAUGACGUGACGGUGUCGAACGCGCGCGCGGCGUCGAGAAAGGUGGAGGGGAUCAUAUUCGAUCGCGCGACGGACCGAGAGACGUACGAGCGGAAGAUCAGACAAAAAAUCGAGAGCAUGAACGAGCAGAUCGUGAAACAGCGAGCGAAGCGAGCGUUGGAGGCGGAAGGGCAGACCAUGGCUGAGGCGCCGGCGAAACACAAGGUGCCGAGGGAGGCGGAAGCGCGAGACGCGCGAGCGGAGACCUCGGACGCGACGGCGACCGGUUACGCGUACGAGGAGGGACGGCGGUAUUUUUACGCCGUCGGCGCAGAUGUGCAGAAGCGUUUGCGCGCGAACGCUCUGACGAAGUGGCUGGAGGCGAACCGAAAGACGUCGCAGAUCGCGAGGGAUUUCAUCACGGCCAAAGGAGGGGAGGAGAAGAAGAGAAUAUACAACGAAAAGUUGAGAGGCUACCUCGACGAGUGGGUUUUCAAGUAUAUCACGAUGCGGUUGGAGAUGAAGCGUCGCGAGAGCGCGUUUUCGAUCAAUUCCGAGUUGCAAGGUUUCGUCACGAACCUCAUGACAACGAACGCCACGGAGGACGGCGGCAACGCGGCAAAGCGUCAAGCCACCGAGGCGGCGAGGGCAAAGGCGGCAAUGGUCGAGCCCACAUCGGAUUAUUGGCUCAAGGUACACGAGUUGAACGAGAAGUACCACGCUCCGCUGAGUCGGGCGCUGAAGUCGGUGCGGCAGUCUAAGGUGAAGCUCGGAGCGAUACGACAAAAGUUUGUUGAUUUACUCGCCAACCGCAUCCUUCCCACCAUCGAGCAGACUCCAAAGAACCGUAAUCUGAGCAUCCCGCCCCACAUGUCACACCUGUUGCAGAUCGAAACGGCGAUCAAGAAGGCUUUGGCCAAGUAUGAAGCGACGCAGCAGAUCAAGCAAGAGCAAAAGAGACUGGAAGCGAUGACGCCGACGCAACGUGCAGUGGCUUCACUCACCGAGGGAGGCGCGAAAGACACACAUAAAGAGGCGCGCGCGGCGAUCAGGGAAACAUGCGCUUCUCUUAAGAGUCACAUGGGCGUUAACGGCGAUUUCUCCGCCGAACGCUUCGACUCGGACGAAGACGAAGUUGAUGAUUCCGUCUCGGCGGAGCUCCUGAAGGAUUUGUUGGAGGGCGAAAAAGCGCUCACCGUCUUACCCGCGGGUGCCCCGAACACGUGGACACUCGAGCUCGGCAAUAAUGUCGUCGCCGUCGCGUUCAAGGGAUACUGGGAUUCCAUGUCUGAGGACGUUCGCGUCAAGGCGCUCGCAGAAUAUUAG